Messenger RNA from Orussus abietinus, 2906 nucleotides. RefSeq names its product nose resistant to fluoxetine protein 6. The record is from RefSeq and is a predicted model, not a curated record. Lineage: Eukaryota; Metazoa; Arthropoda; Insecta; Hymenoptera; Orussidae. The coding region runs from base 868 to 2883 and encodes 671 amino acids. The transcript is spliced from 11 exons. Gene Ontology annotation, molecular function: acyltransferase activity, transferring groups other than amino-acyl groups.
AAGCGAAAGUUACCUGUGCCAUAGUGACUGUGCUCUGCGAGUGACCUGGACACUCCUUUUUUGCCACUUCUCUAUUUUACCUAUUUCUCCAUUUGUCGCUCAAAACGAUCUGUGGUCACAACCGGCCAACAAUGGACGCUUCUUUUUCCCCUACUUCGCGAUUUCUCAUUAAUUUUAGACGGUCAUUUUUACGUCCCGAGUUUUUUUGAAUCUAUUUUCCGAGAAUACAAAGUUAUUUUUAGGCUUAACGAAAUCUUGGAUUAGUCAUUUAUUAUCGAAUUUUUAGUCCCAUUACCUUCCUUUUAUCCGAUAAUAGUUAUUUUCGUCCCAAAUGUUUUGCGUCUAUUUUCCAAGUUUCGGAAUGCUAAAUUAUUUCUCGAUUUCGCCAAAUCUUGGAGUAAUGGUUUAUUAUCAGAUUUUUAUUCCUUUUAGCUAUCUUUAUCAGAGAAUGGUUAAUAGACAUUUGCGAAUGGUUUAAAUAUCUUGCAAGCCUACUUUGCAUGCUAUUUUACGAUACGAAAUGAUUGUUUUCGCUCUCAGGGAAUAUCGGAAAAUGAAUAAAUUAUCAUCAGACUUUAGUUAGUUUAGUUUUAGUUUCAUCUCCCAGAUUAUCUACUUAUGCAUCAUCAUCUAGGAAUUUCAGAGAGAAGGUUUAAUAACUUUAUAAAUUAAUGUAUCAAGGAAUUACAUAAGUCUGAUUCAAAGGCGAAAGGAGGAGAUUAUACAUUUUUUCUCAAUUAAUUAUCAAGGAAAUUAUGUAAUCCUAGAUUGAAGUCUCGAGGCGAAACUACUUUGAUCGCCCGAAGCGAUUUUCAAAGAAAGGGAGAGCGAACAGCUAAAGUCACUUUCUUUGCAGGAAAGAGUCGAAUGGAAAUCCUAUCGAAAUUAUGCGUAAUACUUAUGGCAAGUUUCACCGUCACAUCCGGAAGAAGUACUCGACAAUUGGAUUGGGUAACUCAGGUGACAUCUUACAUGGACCCGAUUCCCGAGGGACUCGGCGAGAUCUGCAGAGGCCACGUUCUGGAGUACCUGCAGGAGCUUAAACACCUGGAAACAUGGGCCGUAAGCAUGAUGGACGCGAGCUCGAAGUUCCCAUCGGGAGCUUUUUCGGGAAACAUACGUCUACUGGGAAAUUUCGACCAAUGUGUCAGACUUCGCCACCCUGAGGGGAAACACCACGGGAAGUACUGCCUGCUGAAGCUGGAGUUUUCCACAUUCGGGGAAAAUCUUGAGCAUUUGGAAAAAUUAAUCGACAUCGUGACCGCCAGUAGAAGGCCCCUGGAAAUCGGCGAGGACUGGCUGGAGGGUACUCACGUAUUACCUAUUUAUUCCUUCGGAGAGUAUGCCCUUUGCCUUCCCUCCACUUGCUCUUCCGAGGACGCCCGCAAGUUGGGCUUGGUCGCAAUUAGUCGCAUGACUUCUGACACCGGAAUGAACAUUACAGUGAUGUUGGAUGACAGCAGAUGUUACACGAGAUCUUCUGGAAGGCCUCUCGAGAUCCUGGACUUCUUCGUCAUCGCAAUUUUCCUGGCACUGGUGCUCGUAAUCUUGACCUCGACAAUUUACUUCUACGUCGCCGGGGCAGAAAAAAUGAAGAGUCCUGUCAGUCGUUUUUGCUCUUCCUUCUCUUUGCUGGAGAACUGGAGGAGACUGGUCGACCUGGAGGUUCAACCUCGAGAUUCGAUCACCUGCCUCGAUGGAGUUCGAUCUCUCUCGACUAUAUGGGUCGUGAUGACGCACCAAUUCGUUCUGAUCAGCCAAUCGCCAUAUGCUAAUAAGAUGGAAACUUUUCGGACGCACAAUAACUAUGUCUACUAUCUGCUGUGGAACAGCUACUUCAACGUGGACACGUUUCUCCUGGUUAGUGGGCUCCUAAGGUCCUACAACGUGAUGAAGGAUCUCGGAAAGGAUCGUUUCAGGAUCUUUUGGUCCUGUGUCCAGAGAUACAUGAGACUGACACCGGCAUAUCUCUUCGUGAUCCUCUUCUACAUGACGAUCUUCGAACGCCUUGACAGCGGUCCGGCUUGGAACUACUACGUCACAAGAAACAGCGAGGCGUGCAGGCAAUAUUGGUGGCAAAACCUAUUGUACAUCAAUAAUUACGCAUCUCAUAACUACAAGUGCAUGCUGCAGUCCUGGUACUUGUCUGCAGAUAUGCAGCUCUUCUUGGCCGCACCUUUCUUGGUCUAUCCUUUAUGGAGGUGGCGAUUUUUCGGAAAACUCCUCUCGGCUUUCCUAAUGGUCCUCUCGGUUUUAUCACAAUUCUUAACAGUGUACUUGUACGAACUUCCCGGCACUUACGUGCCCUCCGUUCGGAAUUCAGUAUUAAAUGAAUACUGUCAUCGAGUUUAUAUGGCAACCCAUAACAGAUCCUCUCCCUAUAUCAUCGGGAUUUUCUUGGGAAGCAUCCUGUACGGCAGUAAAAAUGUGACCAUGAGUAAACUCAAAGUGAUUUUUGGCUGGACCUUGUCUUUAGCCACGAUGUAUACUUGCAUUUACGGUGCCAUGGAGAUCACUUCUGUCGGUCAUACCUACAAUGUCUGGGAAUCUGCAAUCUAUGGUGGUUUCCAUAGAUUUGUAUGGGCUUGUGCCGUAGCAUGGCUCAUUUAUGCUUGUCAUACUGGAUAUGGUGGUGCCAUAGACAGAUUUCUCUCUUGCACAUUGUUCAGAUAUUCGGGUAGAUUAAGCUACUCCGUUUAUCUGACGCAUUUGGCACUUCUUUUGUACCACGUUGGAGUACUUCAGAUACCCAGGCAACUUCACAUGUAUAUAACCAUCCGAGAAUUCACAGGGGACUUCGUCUUCAUCUUUUUCACGUCCUUGGUUUUGUACCUUUGUGUAGAACUUCCGUUUUUUAAUUUGACCAGGCACGCCUUUCGUUAAAAGAAUAAAGAUGUUUUCGAGGA